AUGUUCGAAAAGAUUCUCCAACACCUAGUUCAAUUUUCAGAUGACUUGCAAAACGAAUCUAGACCUACGAUCGACUGUGGGGUAUUAACCCAACUCCAACGCAUUCAUGUUUCGCGCGCCAAUGAGCCGAAGUACAGCUCAGACUGGGAUCCAUCUCUUCCUCUUCCAUAUCCAUCCUCUCCACACGACUCUUUUGAUCCCCUUCUUUUCUCUCGCGAUGGAACCCAAUUUACUCUAUGUCAACAAACCGUUGACGCCCAGAUGCAGGAGAUCACUACCUGCCGACCUGUCCAGAUGACAGGAUCCGAUCAUCCAGCUGUGUCCUAUAUCGGCUCGGGACUACUGAGCGCUACGCGGAAUGCGAGUGGAUCGUGCUCAUCCACGGACAAGAGCCUCUCCGGCUCAGUCGGUUCGCCCCCCUUUACCACCAACCGACGGGGCCCUGGUUUUGGUUCCCAAGCCGCCUCAGCAUGGAAGGCUCAGCAGAUAGCUCAGGAGGAAGCCGCCGAGGAAGCUCAAAAAAGGAUGGCUGACAAAUUGGUAGAUGAGUCUAUCAUCCCUUCACAAGACCCUUCCUCGCGACCUAAGUCGACCAACGUCUUCGUGGCCAACUUCCCUGCUCAUUGGGGGAAGAGUGAUCUGUGGGAUCUGUUCGAAGGGAUCGCAAUUGCAUCAGUAAAUUUGCCUUUUAUUCUCUUUGUGCAUGUGAUUACGGACAGCGGAAUGGGUGGCGAUGCAAACGCGAGUGGGGGAACGGGUUUCAUCAAUGUGAUUCGACGAGAAGACGCCGAGGCUUUGCUCGGCUUGCUGGACAAGAAGAUCUGGCUGAUCGAGGGAUCCGCUCUCAAGUUCCGGGCUGCGAAUUCUUCAGCACCCACCGAGAUGAUCCAUUCGCAUCCAGCCCACAGGAAUCGGACCAUCCGACGCCACCCUCACAAAGUCUUGGAUCGAUUACGAUCCGAGCAAUUCCCGGGUACAGACAGACAUCCACGCCCUACACCUGCGACUGUUCUUCCGCUAGCUACGAUGUCGACAAAUAUUCCAGCUCCUCGAUCCCUAAGGCUCGCCGGAUUUCUCGAAGUAGGGGGUGCACAAGUCGGCUAUAUACCACAGGCAUCUGGUGUAGCAUCUUGCUACGUCACACCCUACACGGUCUUCCCACGACUACAGCCCAUCAAUGCUCCUGGGUAUCUCCGCACUUCAGGCUACAGAGGCAAUGAGGAGAAUUAUCCUGAAUUUUCUUGGAUGCCAAACUGA
Messenger RNA from Melampsora larici-populina 98AG31, 1257 nucleotides. RefSeq lists its product as uncharacterized. The transcript has 7 exons. Bases 1 to 1257 code for a protein of 418 amino acids. The record is from RefSeq and is a predicted model, not a curated record. Gene Ontology annotation, molecular function: RNA binding. NCBI's taxonomy places the organism in Eukaryota, Fungi, Basidiomycota, Pucciniomycetes, Pucciniales, Melampsoraceae.